Phacochoerus africanus (Common warthog) is the source of this 1714-nucleotide messenger RNA. It is a transcript of the gene SLC25A31, whose product is annotated as solute carrier family 25 member 31. The coding region runs from base 18 to 989 and encodes 323 amino acids. The record is from RefSeq and is a predicted model, not a curated record. Gene Ontology annotation, cellular component: mitochondrial inner membrane. Gene Ontology annotation, biological process: mitochondrial ADP transmembrane transport; mitochondrial ATP transmembrane transport. Lineage: Eukaryota; Metazoa; Chordata; Mammalia; Artiodactyla; Suidae. The transcript is spliced from 6 exons. Gene Ontology annotation, molecular function: ATP:ADP antiporter activity.
ACGUCCAUCGUCCCACCAUGCAGCGUGAAUCUCCGAAAAAGAAGCCGGAGAAGAAGGCGGAGAAACGGAUUUUUGACGCCGGGUCCUUUGGGAAGGACUUGCUCGCAGGUGGGGUGGCAGCGGCUGUGUCCAAGACGGCAGUGGCGCCCAUCGAGCGGGUGAAGUUGCUGCUGCAAGUGCAGGCGUCGUCCAAGCAGAUCAGCCCCGAGGCGCAGUACAAAGGGAUAGUGGACUGUCUGGUGCGGAUUCCGCGAGAGCAGGGUUUCUUCAGUUAUUGGCGUGGCAAUUUGGCAAAUGUUAUCCGGUAUUUUCCAACACAAGCUCUAAACUUUGCUUUUAAAGACAAAUAUAAACAACUUUUCAUGUCCGGAGUUAAUAAAGAAAAACAGUUCUGGAGGUGGUUUUUGGCAAACCUGGCUUCUGGUGGAGCUGCUGGGGCAACAUCCUUAUGUGUAGUAUAUCCACUAGAUUUUGCCCGAACCCGAUUAGGUGCUGAUAUUGGAAAAGGUCCUGAAGAGCGACAAUUCAAGGGUUUAGGUGACUGUAUUGUGAAAAUAGCAAAGUCAGAUGGAAUUGUUGGUUUAUACCAAGGGUUUGGUGUUUCAGUUCAAGGCAUCAUUGUAUACCGAGCCUCAUAUUUUGGAGCUUAUGACACAGUUAAGGGCUUGUUACCAAAACCAAAGGAAACCCCUUUUCUUAUCUCCUUUUUCAUUGCUCAAGUUGUGACUACAUGCUCUGGAAUACUGUCUUAUCCGUUUGACACAGUUAGAAGACGCAUGAUGAUGCAGAGUGGUGAGACUGAACGGCAAUAUAAAGGAACUUUAGACUGCUUUGUAAAGAUAUACCAACACGAGGGAAUCAGUGCCUUUUUUCGAGGUGCCUUCUCAAAUAUCCUUCGUGGUACAGGGGGUGCUUUGGUGUUGGUGUUAUAUGAUAAAAUUAAAGACUUCCUUAAUAUUGAUAUUGGAAGUAGUUCAUCAGGAGAUUAAUUUGAGAAAUGCAUAUAGUUAACUUUUAAACAUACAAUUACAUAGCUGCCAUUUCUGUACAUUUUGAGAGUGUGUUAUUUUUGUCAGUAUUUUCUUAAAGUGCUAAUGCUGUGAUAAAGCAUAGGCUUUUUUCAAGGAUUUAAACACUAAAAAUCAGAUAAAUGUGGUUUCCUUCCUCCUUAGACUCAAACUAUUUUAAUGACACAUUUUACUUAUUAUAAGAGGUACAUGUUAUUCUAUUAAAUUUUUUUCUUUUGUGAUAAAAAUUAAAAUAUAUAAUCUGAAAUCUAAGAAAUGGAACAUCUUUUAAAAUGGUAUUCUUUUAAUAUAAUUGUCUCCCCAUCUUUUAAAAUCAUAUGAUAUGACAAAUAUUUCUUAAAAGCUUAUUAGGGGAUGUCAUCAUGAUAUCUGUGAUCUGGUAAGCUUUCUACAUUUGUAUUAAAGCAUUUCAGGUAUUACUAUGUAUAGUGUUUAUGGUAUCAUAUAGCUUUUGGUAAGCACAGAUUCUAGAUCUGAUCAUAAAGAAAUUGAUAAUGACUUCAAUGACACUUUAAACCUGUAGUUAGAAAGUAAAAAUAUAAAAAUGACCUAUCCGCUAACUUUUAUCUUUAAAAUAAAUAAAAUCUUGCUUAUGUGACUAUAUCUUGAAACAAAAAAUACCCCCUUGAAAAUUACUUUGUGUACUUUAUAUUGAUGAUAAUAAAGGAAGCUUAAAGUUUAUAUCU